ACGAGAGCAUUUACAGCUGAAUGUCAGAAAAGCCUUUCAAGGUGCAACAGUCAUGGUUCCCAUCUUUGGCGCUCUCUUGCCGAUCUUUUUUGGAGGCGUCUUUAUGUACCUCGGUUUAGCAAGAUACUCACAAAAUAUGAAAUAUCAUAAUAUUCAUAUCUCGAAGAAGAGAAGUAUUGUGAUACGAAAACCGCGGCCACAAAACUCAACGGACUCGUUCUUACAAGCCGUUGUGGAAGACCCCAGUGCAAUGUUCGUCUAUCACUCCAAGUGGCAAAAGUAAUCGUUCUUUUUCAAGAAAUGCUUUAAUAGUCGUUCAUGGAACCUUUUUGUUGGUUGCAAUAAAAUUGAAUUGUGUGUG
Messenger RNA from Galdieria sulphuraria, 361 nucleotides. RefSeq lists its product as uncharacterized. Lineage: Eukaryota; Rhodophyta; Bangiophyceae; Galdieriales; Galdieriaceae. Bases 53 to 283 code for a protein of 76 amino acids. The transcript has a single exon. The record is from RefSeq and is a predicted model, not a curated record.